This is a messenger RNA of Mixia osmundae IAM 14324, 1695 nucleotides long. RefSeq lists its product as uncharacterized. The transcript has 8 exons. Gene Ontology annotation, biological process: aromatic amino acid biosynthetic process. Gene Ontology annotation, molecular function: 3-deoxy-7-phosphoheptulonate synthase activity. The record is from RefSeq and is a predicted model, not a curated record. Bases 50 to 1594 code for a protein of 514 amino acids. Lineage: Eukaryota; Fungi; Basidiomycota; Mixiomycetes; Mixiales; Mixiaceae.
CCGCGUUCGGAUUUGCCAUCAUCAUCAAGCGACGUCUGCUCCGACCACUAUGACGAACUCGGCUCGGUCGUGGACGCCGAGUAGUUGGAAAGCUCGCAAGGUCACUCAGGAUGUCAUCUAUCCUGUCGAUCAGCAUGCCCCCGUCGCAAGUUCAUCCGCUAAUGGGCUAGCAACCGAAGGGCUCCCUGCCAACGAACGUCUUCACACUGUCAAGGCAAAGCUAUGUGCGCUGCCCCCGCUUGUCACAGCGCAAGAAAUCGAGCGACUGCGACAGCAACUCGCUGACGUAGCCAAUAGCAAAGCUUUCCUGCUUCAAGCUGGUCAUUGCGCAGAAUCUUUUGAGAUGUGCACGCAGGAGCAAGUCGAGUCUCAGCUCUCGCUGAUACUGCUCAUGUCACUCGUCCUCAUUUGGGGAGCGCGGAUGCCUGUCGUGCGUAUUAUGCGAGGCGCGGGGCAGUAUGCCAAGCCCCGUAGCAAGCCGACAGAGGUCCAUGAUGGCAAGGAGAUUUUAACGUUCAGAGGCGACAAUGUAAACGGCUUCGAUCCUGACGAUAGGACACCAGAUCCCGAUCGGUUGCUACAGGCAUAUUUUCAUUCUGCGACGACGCUCAAUUUUGUACGCGCUGUCCUCUCCUCAGGUUUUGCGGAUCUACAUCACCCUCGUUCCUGGUCGAUGGCGCACGUACGAUCGCCAGAACUGGCUAGAUCGUUCGAGAGUGUCAUAGAGCGACUGGAAGACUCGCUCGAUUUUAUUCGCGUCAUCGGCGGCGAUGCUUCAGACGCGCCAGCAGACACAAGCAAAAUGAGCGCCUUGAACAGCGUCGACAUGUGGACCAGUCAUGAAGGCUUGCUUCUGCACUACGAAGAGGCGCUGACACGAUCUCUUAAGAUACCGAGGCCGUCCGGCAAGCAGCAGGCGACGAUGGAGGCACCGCCUCCGAUCAAGAGCGACGGUCAGCCGAAGACUCCGUCAGCAGAAUCGAUCGAAGCCCAAGCUCACAUUGAAGCAUCCGGACGAGCGUAUUACAACGUCUCUGCCCACUUCAUCUGGAUCGGCGAUCGCACCCGACAGCUCGACGGCGCACAUGUCGAAUACUUUAGAGGCAUCCGCAAUCCAAUCGGAAUCAAGGUCGGACCGUCUAUGCAAGCAGAUGAGCUGGUACGGCUGCUCGACAUUGUCGAUCCAGACAAAGAACCCGGCAGAGUCACUCUCAUUUGCCGCUAUGGUGCAGACAAGAUCAACAUGUACCUGGCCGAGCACAUCCAUGCCGUCAGAAAAUCUCUUCACCCUGUCAUCUUUGCCUGCGAUCCGAUGCAUGGCAAUACAAAAACGAGCGAAUCCAGCGGAUCGCUCAAGACUCGGCACAUGGCUGACAUUGUCAAGGAACUAUCGGCAUCCAUCAGGAUACAUGCCUCGCUCGGCUCGAGGCUGCAGGGCGUCCAUCUCGAGCUCACCGGCGAAGUCAACUCGGACGGGUUCAGCGUGACAGAAUGCGUUGGUGGAUCUAUGGAAUUGUCGGAUGCUGACCUGUCGCUCAACUAUCAAUCCUUUUGCGAUCCUCGCCUAAACUAUGAACAGUCACUCGGUACGUAGCCUGCUGUCUCUUGACGUGAGACUGAGGUCACCAGCAGAUGUUGCAUUCCUCAUAUCUGACUACUUCAGGAGCGAGCGAAAAGGCCGGAAAACGGAAGACA